This is a messenger RNA of Dictyostelium purpureum, 2710 nucleotides long. RefSeq lists its product as uncharacterized. Lineage: Eukaryota; Evosea; Eumycetozoa; Dictyosteliales; Dictyosteliaceae. Gene Ontology annotation, biological process: centrosome localization; regulation of mitotic cell cycle. Gene Ontology annotation, cellular component: integrator complex. The record is from RefSeq and is a predicted model, not a curated record. The transcript has 2 exons. Bases 71 to 2710 code for a protein of 879 amino acids.
AAAAUAAAUAUAAUAUAUUUAAUCAAUAUAGUUAUAUAUGUAAAAUAAAUACUAAACAAUACUUUAAAUAAUGUAUUCAAAUAUAAAUAAUAAUACCAAUAGUAAUUUAAAUAAUAGUUUUCAAAGUGCCUCCAAUUAUUAUAAUUUUAAAAAAUAUAAAGAUGUCGAUAAAAUUUCAAUUUUGGUGGAUUGUUUAAUGUUUUGCUGGUAUGAUGAUGUUAAAGAAAACAAUAGUCCAUCUAUAUCUCCAAAGAAUCCUCCAUUAAAUACAAACAAUAGUGCAUUUUUAACAACUUUAUUAAAUUCACUUUGCCGAUCUGUAGAGUCAUUUAUUGUAGAAGCUGUUUUAGAGUAUUGUAGAAUAGUUUAUGACUUGUUCUAUUCAACUAAAUCCGUUGUAGUAUUCACAACAUAUCAAAGCUUACCACAAUUUAAUACUAGAGAACAAACUCAACAAUCUUUAAAAUUAAUUGCUGAAAAUUUUACAAGAGUUAAUAUUAAAGAUACUUUAGAAGGAAAUAAUGAUUCAAAUAAUUCAUCUUAUCAAAACUCUGAUUUUUUUAAAUAUUUAGAUGAUUUGGUUUUAUCUCAUUAUAAAGAUAGUUCAUCCCAAAAGCAAGAUUCACCUCAAUCACCAGCACAACAAACCUCACCACCAACACAGCAACCAAAAUUUAAAAAAGAUUUAAAAACAUUACAGGAAGAGCAAAAAGUUGAAAAACAAAAAAACAUAAUUAUUCUAGUUAUACAAGGCGGCCAAGAGGGAUUAGAUUUAUUAAAAUAUAAAACCAAUAAUAAAAUCAUUGAAAUUGGUCAUGAAAUUAAUCAACUAGUUGCAAAAUAUAAUAGGGCCUUACAGGGAGAGGAGGAUGAAAAGAAAUUUGAAUUAAUUAUUUUAAAAAUUACCAACUCUCCACAAAGAGAUAAAAUUCAGCAAAAUCAAAGAUUCUUAUAUAAAAAGUAUUCAGAUCAUUUGGAUUGUAUUGUAAAAGAAUUUGAUGUCACUUUAUUGUUUAAUGCAAUUUCGGAUUUAGCAUACCUCCAAUUCAAUCUUUCUUCAGUUUUGGUAAAGGGUAUUCCAAUGAAAGAAAUGUCCACAAGAUCGUCAUAUGAUGUUGCUUUACUUUAUCCAACCAGUAGCUCUGCCAAUAAUAAAUUCAAUAAACAUAUAUUCCCUCGUAGGGGUGAUAAUAUGCAAAAGAUACCCAGGGAUUCAGAGGAGUUUUAUAAGAAAUACUAUAGUCAAAUAUCAUCAUUAGAAAUUAGAUCAAGGAAUGAAAUUAUAGUUAAAUGGAAAACAAAUGAAAAGAACACAAACCAAGAAGUUUUGGCUACAACAUGUUCACAUAGAGUAACACCUUUCCUCGUUUCAUCAAGUCCAAGUACAUGUCUAAUGAAAUUCCUUUGUUCUGGCAAAUCAGUUUUUCUUGUAACACCUCCAAAUGAAGAUAUUUACACUCAUGUUUUAACGCUACAUGAGCGUGAGGUAUAUCUUCAUUGUUUACAUAGACCAAUCAAACUACAAGGCUUGGGUCCAAUUUUAGAGCAUUAUGCAAAUGAAGCAGUCCAUUAUAGAAUUAGAGGAUUUCAAGAAUUGGUUGAUAACUCGAUGAUACUAUCAAGAAAUCAUAAUUUUAAAUCGUCUAGCACCAGCACCAAUGGUAGCCCAACAGGCAGCGAGGCAGAGCAACAAUCAACAAAUAGCUUUCAAAACAUUGCACUUCAAAAUCCAUUCUUUGAUGUUGGUCUAUCGGAUCUUGUUGUAUCAACAACAACUUUAUUAAAUAGUCAAUCUAUAAUCGAUGAAAUUUCGUUAAUUCCUAAAAUUAAUAUAGUGGCAUCAAAAAUAGCUGAAAAAUACACAAGAUAUUUCCCAUGGACCGAGGGUGAGACUCUAUUGUUCUCUUUAGAGCAUGAAGAAUUAAAUAAGUCUUUAAUGCAAAUUAAAAAGUUAUUAUUAAAAGAUACACUCUCACCAGAACUUUUAGAUCAAUUCACAAAGAACAUCAAUACAUUAUAUUCGUUAACUCAAAGCAAUGAUCCAAUACUCUUUCCAAACCUAAAAGGAACCGCAGCUGCUCGAAAGGAUUUAUAUCGUAAACUAUGGUUAGAGCUUUACAAUUUCUUUAGAAUCUGUCAAAUAUCUCAAAAUCAUACUGAUAUAUUUAAUGUAAUUGAAAAGAUUGUUUUACAAAUGCAAAUCAUUCAACAACCAUUACAACCUGUUAUUUUACCAUAUCAACAACAACAAAAUCAACAACAACAACAACAACAGCAACAACCCCAAAAUCAAAAUUCACCAUCACACCCUCAACAGCAACAACCAACACCAAAAACUACACCAACCAAGCCAAUGGUUCAAAGCCAAGCAGGUCUUUUGUAUCAAAAUUUAUUACAACAACAACAAUCUCAAAACCAAACACAAAAUACAGGUGAUUUAUGGAAACAAUUUUCAAAGGGUAAAAAACAAGCGAAAGAUGAUGAACUUAGAGCUGAAAGAGAUAGACAAAUGAAAAACACAAAUCCUCAAGGUAUGCCUGUAGGCUAUGACUAUAAUGAUCAAUACAAUCAACAAAACCCGAAAAAAAGAAAACAUCCAGUUACCUUUUCUAAUUCAACUGCUCCAAAACAAAAUAACUUUUUCAGUAAUUAUUGGGAACAAAAACAAAAUAAUUUACAACCCCAGGAAUUAAGCGGUAGACAAAACUAA